Molecule: messenger RNA, 930 nt
Organism: Lodderomyces margitis
Lineage: Eukaryota; Fungi; Ascomycota; Pichiomycetes; Serinales; Debaryomycetaceae
Gene: YVH1
Product: tyrosine protein phosphatase
Exons: 1
Coding region: 1-930 (309 amino acids)
Biological process (GO): protein dephosphorylation
Cellular component (GO): nucleus
Molecular function (GO): protein tyrosine/serine/threonine phosphatase activity
Source: RefSeq, a predicted model, not a curated record
AUGCUAGUAGAACGAAUUUUAGGUGGAAUCUACCUUUCCUCAAUAGAGCCGAUCAACAAUGGCGUGAAUCUCAAUAAGGAAUACGGUAUAACACAUAUCUUGUCGGUUCUACCGGGCCGCAUCGAGGAAACUUAUACCCAACAUUACCAACAUAAGCAGAUUGAGGUGACGGAUGAAGAAACAACCAACUUGAUUCCCUACUUCGAUGUAUGUGAUAUGUUCAUUGAUGAAGCCACCAAAGACAACGGUAAAGUGUUGGUUCAUUGUGCCCAAGGUGUUUCUCGAUCAGUGACUAUUAUUAUCGUAUACUUGAUGAAGCACUACAAAUUGAAUUUCGAUCAAGCCUUGCAUGCAGUAAAGAGAAAAUGUCCGGAAGCCGAACCCAACCCAUCAUUCAUACAGCAGAUCAAACUCUAUGCCCUUAUGAGCUUCACGGUUGACGAACAAAAUCCGGAAUACAGGGCCUACAUUAAUGACUUAUCUUUGAAGCAAGACCCAUCGGGGAACACCUUGCGAGAGAUUACAAUGAAUAAAGAAAAAACAGACUCCAAUGGAGAAGAAUUAUCAUACAACUUACGUUGCAAAAAGUGCCGAAAGGUGCUUGCCAACAACACUGACAUAGAGGACCAUCAACCCCCCACUUCAGAUUCACGACAAUCUCAAUUCAUCAAAACAGCUCCCAAUUCUCGAAGAAUUGUGUCGGUGCAACCAGCGAGCAAGCAAUGCUCUCAUUACUUCUUUACAGAACCAGUGGACUGGAUGAGGGAAGAGCUAGAAAAGUCUGAAAUUGAAGGGAAAUUCCAGUGCCCUAAAUGUAGUUCGAAAGUUGGUGGCUACAGUUGGAAAGGCUCUCGUUGUUCUUGCGGAAAAUGGAUGGUUCCAGCCAUACAUUUACAAGAUGCAAAGGUAGAUAAUAUAAAGACUAAAUAA